This is a messenger RNA of Paramecium tetraurelia, 3225 nucleotides long. RefSeq lists its product as uncharacterized. The record is from RefSeq and is a predicted model, not a curated record. Gene Ontology annotation, cellular component: intracellular membrane-bounded organelle; membrane. Gene Ontology annotation, biological process: calcium ion transmembrane transport. The transcript is spliced from 10 exons. Gene Ontology annotation, molecular function: P-type calcium transporter activity; ATP hydrolysis activity; ATP binding. NCBI's taxonomy places the organism in Eukaryota, Ciliophora, Oligohymenophorea, Peniculida, Parameciidae.
AUGGCAUCUUAACUAGAGGAGAAUCUCUUAGUGGGAAGUACUUUCUCUGACUUUGGAAUGACAGCAAAAGAAUUAUCCAUCUUGUUUACUCCCGAAAAUGUUAGAGAUGGAUCAAGCUUGGUAUAGUUGGGUAGACAUGGAAAGAUUGAAGGGUUGAUGAUGAAGUUGAGAACAGAUCCAAAAAAAGGGUUAGAUAGCAGUAAUAUCAAUGAUAUGGAAUUGAGAGUGAAGAAUUUUGGUGACAAUAAGCCUGAAAUAAAAGAGCCAAAGGCACUUUUGGAAUAUAUCCUUGAAAACUUUGAAGAUCCAAUGCUUAGAAUUCUGUGUUUGGCUGCAGCAGUGAAUUUGAUUAUCGGUGUAUGGACAGAGGGAUGGAAAGAAGGAUGGAUGGAUGGAAUGGCAAUUUUCAUAGCAGUUAUUAUUAUAGUAUCAGUUACCGCAGGAAAUAAUUAUGUAAAAGACUAAUAAUUCAGAAAAUUGAAUGCAAUAGCAGAAAAUAGAAAUGUGAAUGUAAAAAGAGGUGGUAAAAUAGUGAGUACUAAUAUAUAUGAAUUGGUUGUUGGAGAUAUUAUGAUAGUUGAUACAGGUGAGAAAUUGCCUGUUGAUGGAGUUGUAAUUGAAUCAAGUGAUUUAAAAGCAGAUGAGUCUUCAAUUACAGGAGAGACAAAUCCUAUUAAAAAGAAUGUCCCAGUUAUAUACGAAUAAUAAGAUAAAGCUAAUCCAUUUUUGAUAAGUGGUUCAUCAAUCAUUGAAGGCACAGGUGAAAUUCUCAUCUUGGCAGUUGGAGAAAACUCACAAUGGGGAAUUUCUAAAAAAUUAAUGACUCAAUAAACUAAAGAUGAUAAAACACCUUUGUAAGAGAAGUUGGGAAUUUUGGCUGAUUAAAUUGGUGAAUAUGGGUUAAAGGCAGCCGUGAUUACAUUUAUUGCAAUGACACUUCAUUUACUCUAUGAUGCAGUGUUUAAUGAAUAUCCUUUAUUCUCUGCCCAUGCAGUAAAAGAAAUACUCAACUUCUUUAUCGUCUCAGUUACAAUUAUUGUUGUUGCUGUCCCUGAAGGAUUGCCAUUGGCUGUAACAAUAGCUUUGGCAUAUUCUGUUGGUAAAAUGAAAGAUGAAAAAAAUCUCGUUAGAUUUUUAUCUGCAUGUGAAACUAUGGGAGGUGCAAACAAUAUUUGUAGUGAUAAAACAGGUACAUUGACUGAAAAUAAAAUGACUGUCACCAAUUUAUAUGUUGAAGAUACUGAUUUUAGUAAGUUGGAUCCUAAAGCCAUUAAAAAUUCAACUUUAGAAUUACUAUGUGAAGGUAUCUGUUUGAAUUCUAUGGCACAUCCAUAAAUAGAUGAAUCAGGUAAAUUUGAACAUAUUGGUAAUAAAACUGAGUGUGCUUUAUUGGAAAUGUGUUACAAAUUUGGAUAUGAUUUCAGAUAAAUUAGAUAGAAUAUGGGAGAAAAGAUCAAGAAGAAGUUCCCUUUCAGUUCAGAAAAAAAGAAGAUGACAAUCAUUUUAGAUCCAAAAGGAGAUAAAACACAAUUCAAAAUUUAUACUAAAGGUGCUCCAGAUAUGCUUUUAGAUAAAUGUUCUCAUUACAUUAAUGCUGAAGGCAAGGCAACUGUAAUUACCAACGAUUAUAAACAAAAAAUUAAUAGUAUUAUUAAGAAUUAUGCAUCCUAAUCAUUAAGAUCAAUCUUAUUGUUGUAUAGAGAAACCAUGAUCUAAGGUAGACCAUAAAAACCAGAAGAAUUUAACAAUGUGGAAGAUCUAAUUGACAAAUCUUAUACAAUUAUUGGAGUUACUGGUUUAUAAGAUCCAUUGAAAGAGGGAAUCAUCAAAGCAGUAUAAUAAUGCAAGGAAGCAGGAGUAACUGUAAGAAUGGUUACAGGUGAUAAUUUUGAUACUGCAGUUGCCAUUUCUAAGAAGGCAGGAAUCUUACCACCAAAUUAUGAACAUCAUGAAGAUUCACUUGCUGUAAUGGAAGGAAAGACCUUCAGAUAAAUGGUUGAAGGAUUAGAAUAUGAAAAGGAUGAAAAAGGAAAUGAAAUACCAAAAGUGAAGAAUUUAUAGAAUUUCACCACAAUUGCUUAAGAAUUAAAAGUCCUAGCCAGAUCUUCUCCAGAAGACAAGUUUUUAUUGGUUACUGGUCUGAAAUAACUUGAGAAUGUUGUAGCAGUAACAGGAGAUGGUACAAAUGAUGCACCAGCAUUAAAAAAGGCAGACGUAGGAUUUGCAAUGGGAAUUCAAGGAACAGAAGUUGCAAAGGAAGCAGCAGGUAUUAUACUUCUAGAUGAUAAUUUUGCUUCAAUUGUUACAGCCAUGAAAUGGGGUAGAAAUAUCUUCGAUUGCAUCAGAAAGUUCCUUGUAUUUUAAGUCACUGUCAAUGUAGUUGCAGUUACUAUGGCAUUUUUGGGAGGAGUCUUCCUAAAAGAGUCUCCAUUAACUAGUAUUCAAAUGUUGUGGGUUAAUCUCAUAAUGGAUACAUUGGCAUCUUUGGCUUUGGCCACUGAACCUCCCACUGAUGAAUUAUUGACUCGUAAGCCUUAUGGAAGAAAAGAACACAUGAUCACGCCUGGAAUGUGGAGAAGCAUUAUAUGUUAAGCAGCAUUCUAACUAUUUGUUCUUUUGAUCAUUUUAUUCCGUGGAGAUUCCAUUUUUGGUAUCGAAUCUAGUAGAGGACAUAGAUUGGAUGAAGAAUACAACCCUGUCUAUCAAGAACAUUAUACUAUCUUCUUCCAUAUUUUUGUAUUCUUGCAAGUCUUCAAUGAAAUCAAUGCUAGAAAAUUGAAAAAAACUGAAUUGAAUGUAUUUGAUGGAUUCUUUAACAACUAUCUUUUCAUAGGUGUUAUUGUUGGAACUAUUGUUGUUCAAAUUCUUAUUGUUUAAUUAGGUGGAAAAGCAAUUAAAGUCACUCCUCUUGAUUUUGGCCAUCAUGUCGCUUGCAUUAUUAUUGGUAUGUGUAGUUUGGGUGUUGGAUACUGCAUUAAAUAAAUUCCCGAUCAAUAUUUCUAAUCCAUUGAAUUAUUUAAAGAACAAGUUGCCCCUGAAGCUAAUCCUGAAACUAUAUAGGGUAAAAUGAAAAGACCUUCCACAUUCCUUAGAAAGAAGAGAGCCAUAGAAAAUAAAUAACCACUAAAGGGUUCUUAAGAAAUAGAAUUGAAAGCUGGAACUAGUGGUUUUAAACAAUGAAAUUUUAUUAUUUAAGAUUGAGAAUAUAAUUUAUAAAAUUAAAAA